Molecule: messenger RNA, 684 nt
Organism: Dictyostelium discoideum AX4
Lineage: Eukaryota; Evosea; Eumycetozoa; Dictyosteliales; Dictyosteliaceae
Exons: 2
Coding region: 1-684 (227 amino acids)
Source: RefSeq, a predicted model, not a curated record
AUGAUUAAAAUUAUUUUUACCUUUAUUUUAUUAUCUGUUUUAUUGUAUCUUUCUGAAUCAAAAUUUGCAAAUUUUUUACCCCACUCAAAUAAUGAUUGUAGUGAUGGAAAUCCAUAUGGUAUAGGUUAUUCAAUACAAUUAAAUAUAUGUAUAUCAGCUAUUUCAAGUAAUCUUUUUUUAAAAUUAGGAAAUAGCAAUAAUAGUAGUAGUAGUAGUAGUAGUAGUAGUAAUGAUGAUAAUGAUAAUUUAUUGAUAGUAGAACAAUAUGAAGGUGGUGAAUGUUCACAAGAAAAUCCAACCACAACUAGUUAUUUUAAAUUGGAUAGUAAUAAAAAUACUUGUAUUACAACACCAUAUUUUCAAGAAUUAAAUAGUACAACAAGUCCACCAAUUCUUUAUUCAAAGGUUGUUAUUAGUGAUAUACCAAUUUUUCCCAAAAAUUCAAUUGUUUUUGGUCAAUUUGAACAACAAUGUAUCUCAAAUAAUCUAUUAUAUUCAUAUUCUUUUUCAAAUGGUUUGAAGCUUAUUGAAGAUAGUGCUAAUAAUAUAACAGAUACCUAUAUUUGUUCAAAGAACAGACCAGCCUUACAAUAUUGCAUUGCUGGAAAAUGUAUUAUAAAAAAAAUUGAAGAGAAAUGUAUUGGUACAACUGACUUGAAAAUUAGUGCAUUUUGUCAAAAUUAA